GCAAUUACAGACAGGCGGGUUUACAGGCAGCUACUUUUUGGGGUCCUCUUAGAAUAAACAGAAAUACAGUUAAAACAACCAGUCUGUUUCGGUAUAUUAAAUAGAUUUGUACAAUUAUUCGGGUUUUAGUAACGUAAGAAAAAAUAAUAGUUUAUAUCCAUGGUAUUGUAAAUUACUUCAGCGAUGUUCCUUCUUUAAGUUUAAGCCAUGAACAGUAAAAUGGAGUUAGCUGAACUUGGUAACGUUCAUUAUCUAUUUUGACCAACGUUUCAAGCAGUUGUAUUUAUAGUUAAAAACAUGGAUGAGUAUCCCGUAAUCACCAACAAUGAUUCAACAAAACUACAGGAGAGACAUUACUACUUGCUAUCUGAACUGCAAACUUUAGUCAAAGACUUACCAAGCUCCUUCCAGCAGCGGCUGACCUACAACACGCUGAGCGACCUGGCUUUAGCCCUCAUUGAUGGCACAGUAUAUGAGAUUGUGCAGGGCCUCCUGGAUAUUCAGCAUCUGACAGAAAAAAAUCUGUACAACCAAAGGCAGAAGCUGCACUGUGAACAUCAAGCNCUCAAACAAGAUCUGGUUCGAAAACACAAGGAUGCAUUGCAGUCAUGCAAGCCGCACAACCUUUCACUUCUCAAGACAAGCCAGCAAACUGAGCUUGAGACUUUGGAAGUUCGGGUUCGCGAGGAGCAAAAGAUGAUGGAUAAGAAGAUUGUUGUAGAAAUGGACCAAAAAGUGACUGACCAGCAGAACACCUUGGAGAAGGCAGGAGUCCCAGGGUUUUACAUCACCACUAAUCCUCUGGAGCUCACGAUGCAGAUGAACCUGCUUGAACUGAUUCUCAAGCUUCAACAGAAGGACUCGCAAGUCGGACUGCUAUGAGAAAGAUGUGCCAACAGAGACGGUGUUUUCUAUUUUUUUCAUAUAUGGAAGAUCAAAAAAAAAAAAGAUGUGAUCAAAGAUUUGGCCACAUCCUGGAAGAAUUAAGUUUUGGCCUGAAGGAGAACAGUGGGGCACAUCAUAGUUAAGAAAUGAUAAAAGUGGGCCUAAUUCCUGUUAAUGCACUGUAAACUUUCUUAAGGACAUUUUGCCUAUUAUUUUGUGCUGCAACUUAAAGCAGGGGGACAGUUUUAUUAAACACUUUUGUAUCUCUCAGUAUCUUUGAGAAAUAUCCACAGUUUUGAGUAUUUCCCGUUUUUUUUUUUUUGUUUGUUUUUUUUGCACUAAUCCACAAAACUUACUUUGUCCCAUGUGCACUUGUAAGUUUCAUCUGUUAUUAGUUUAUGGUCUGGUCUUAUUGAGUUUAGUGUUAUAAUGACACAUGUGAUCUUACUUUAGUUGUCAGUAAAGUUAUGUUUUGGAA
Messenger RNA from Poecilia reticulata (guppy), 1363 nucleotides. RefSeq names its product DiGeorge syndrome critical region gene 6 (gene dgcr6). Lineage: Eukaryota; Metazoa; Chordata; Actinopteri; Cyprinodontiformes; Poeciliidae. The record is from RefSeq and is a predicted model, not a curated record.